AUGAAAGGUGUUGGCUGGGAUGUUGCUGCUCUAGGAAAUGCUGUCUGGGGUGGGGCUAAAUUGGCAGAUGUUCUAGAACUUGUUGGGAUACCAAAGUUGACAAGUGCUACACCAUCAGGUGGAAAGCAUGUUGAAUUUGUCAGCAUUGAUAAGUGUAAGGAGGAGAAUGGGGGCCCGUAUAAGGCAUCAAUUCCAUUGUCUCAGGCCACUAACCCUGGCGCUGAUGUUUUACUUGCAUAUGAGAUGAAUGGGAAGGUAAGUAUUCUCUCUUCUAUGAGAGAACAUAUUUUAUACUGAUUUAUUUGGAAAAUAAAUAUGUUUCUCAAUCACUUUACCUGUUAUGAUAUAGAUUGCAUAUUUUAAUUUGUCUACUUUUUCUUGCUUUUGGCUCUUAACCUCCGUUCAAGUUCCUUCAUUGCAUUUUUCUCUUGGUUUUGGCAGGAUGCUGUUAAUGUAGUCUUUUCAAUACAUUCUCCUUUACACAAUUAUUACUGUAUAAAUAGUCAAAAUACAUUUUGUAUGACUGAUGCAUUGCUAUAAUGCUAAAAGUCGAAAAACAUGGUCCCAACCCAACCUAUAUUACAUCGACUUGGAUGGGUGUUGGGUGCAGAUGUGUCUAAAUGUUGGGUUCAUUUAAUUUUCAUGUGUAAGGACACUAGGACACAACUACAUUUCAUAUUUCUUGAGUACUGCUUUUAUCUUGUUAGGGCAAAGUGGUGUUUACAAACUAAUAUUUAACAUUUUGUGGAUAAAAUGGGAGUCUUAUGCAUAGUUAUGUAGGAAACUUGACUACCUAGGCAUCAAAGAGUGUGUGUCUAACUAAGCAUGCCUAAGUAUUGAGUAUUUGACACAGGUAAUUCACAAAUGUGGUUAAUGUCUGUCAGGGAAAUGCGGGCCUUUGCCUUUUCCUUUUAAGUUUCCUUUGGUCUAUAUUCUUGUUGAGUGAUUUGUGUUUGGAUAAUGAAUGCCCAAAUUCCUGUAUUCAGUGGUCCACAAAGGUAAUGGCCUUUGUUCCUGCAGAUUAUCUGAGAUA
Messenger RNA from Camellia sinensis, 1033 nucleotides. NCBI's taxonomy places the organism in Eukaryota, Viridiplantae, Streptophyta, Magnoliopsida, Ericales, Theaceae. The record is from RefSeq and is a predicted model, not a curated record.